This is a messenger RNA of Melozone crissalis (California towhee), 1959 nucleotides long. RefSeq names its product DnaJ heat shock protein family (Hsp40) member C14 (gene DNAJC14). Gene Ontology annotation, molecular function: dopamine receptor binding. The record is from RefSeq and is a predicted model, not a curated record. Lineage: Eukaryota; Metazoa; Chordata; Aves; Passeriformes; Passerellidae. Bases 1 to 1932 code for a protein of 643 amino acids. The transcript has 6 exons.
AUGGAGCGGCCCCGGUACCGGGAGGCGGCGCCCGGGGGCAGCGGGCCGGGGGGGGGCUCCAGCGCCGCCUGGAACGGGAGCUGCGGCCGCGCCCCCGGUGCCACCAUCGGUACCGGCACCGGCACCGGCACGGCGGGGGGCGAGGACGACGAGAGCGGCGAGCGCGACAUUGCUGUCCCCGGGCCCGGGAGUGUCCCCAAUCCUGGGAGUGUCUCUGAGGGUGUCCCCAACACCGAGACUGUCUCCAGCCCUGAGGGUGUCCCCAGCCCCAGGAAUGUCCCCGGGACCCCCAGGAGUGUCCCCAACCCUGAGGGUGUCCCCAACCCCGGAAGUGUCUCCGGUUCCUGGAGUGUCCCCAACUCUGGGAGUGUCCCCAACCCUGAGGGUGUUGCCAGCCCUGGUGGCGUCUCCGGUCCCGGGAGUGUCCCCAGCUCCGGGGAUGUCCCCAACCCUGGGCUCCCCAGGAGGGUCCCCAACUCCCCGAGUGUCCCCAACACAAGGAGUGUCCCCAGUCCUGAGGGUGUCCCCAAAUCCAGGAGUGUUCUCAGCCCCAGCAGUGUCUCCAACUCCGGGAGUGUCCCCAACCCUGAGGGUGUCCCCAACUCUGGGACUAUCCCCGGUCCUGAGGGUGUCCCCAACCCCAGGACUGUCCCCACCCCCGGCAAUGUCCCCAGCCCCGGGGGUCGCUGCAGCUGCCGGUGCCCCCCGGCCUCUCCCCCGAGCCCCUCCCGGGACCUCCCGUGCGGCCUCGGCUGCCGCCACCGCCGACCCCCGGCGCCCCCCGGCGCCCCCCGGCCACACCGCCACCACUGCGACAACCCCGGUGCCGCCACCGCCAGGGGACACCGCCACCACCACGAGGACCCCGGUGCCACCACGGCGGGGGGACACCGCGGGUCCCUGCGGGCGGCCCGGGCGGGGGUCGCGCUCUGCCUGCGCCUCCUCGGCGCCCUCCUUGCGCUGCUCUUCCUCCUCCUCCUCCUCCUCCGCUCCUUCCUCCGCGCCGCCUCCGCGGGGCUCCGCCGCUCCCGGGAGCUGCUGGCCGAGCGGUUCCGGCCCCGGGCGAGCCGCCGGGGUGGUGACAGCGACGAGGAGGUGACACGUUUGGUGACGAUGGCCGAGGUGGCCGAGGAGGAGCUGGAUCCGUUCCGGGUGCUCGGCGUGGAGCCCACGGCCACGGACGCGGAGCUGCGGAGGGCGUACCGGAGGCUGGCGGUGCUGGUGCACCCCGAUAAAAGCCGCGACCCCCGGGCGGAGGCGGCGUUCAAGGUGCUGCGGGCGGGCUGGGAGAGGGUGAGCAGCCCCGAGAGGCGGCGCGAGUACCAGGCGAAGCAGCUGGCGCAGGGGGAGCUGGCGCGGGCGCUGGGCGCAUUCCUGGGCCGGCUGCAGGAGGAGCUCAGGGACGCCAUGGACGCCAUGGGCUGCACCCGCUGCGGGGGGCGCCACAGGCGGUUCCAGCUGGACAGGGACCCGCGCGGUGCCCGCUGGUGUGGCCCGUGCGGGGGGUGGCACGCGGCCGACGAGGGUGACCUGUGGGCAGAGUCCAGCCUGAUGGGCCUCAAGGUCACCUACCUGGCCCGCAUGGACGGCCACAUCUACGACGUCACCGAGUGGGCGGGCUGCCAGCGCGUGGCCAUCUCCCCGGACAGCCACCGUGUCCCCUACCACCUGUCCUUCGGCGCCAGGACAGCCACGCCGGCCGGACGCCAGCGGGCCCCCCCCAAGGGCAGCCCCCCGACCCCCGCUGACCUCCAGGAUUUCCUGGCCCGCGUUUUCCAGGGAAAUCCGGGCCCAGAGCCCGGGGGGGCUUUCCCCGCCCCCCCCGGGGCCGCGGGACCCCCCCAGGGACCCCUCCAAAACCAAGGGGGCCCCCCCAGGGGGGACACGAAGCACAAGAGGAGGAAGAAGGGGAGGCGGCCGCUGCCGCGAUGAGGAGACCCCCACCCCAAAACAAAAAAA